Megalops cyprinoides (Indo-Pacific tarpon) is the source of this 1875-nucleotide messenger RNA. Its product is annotated as CD276 antigen-like. Bases 468 to 1292 code for a protein of 274 amino acids. Lineage: Eukaryota; Metazoa; Chordata; Actinopteri; Elopiformes; Megalopidae. The transcript is spliced from 4 exons. The record is from RefSeq and is a predicted model, not a curated record.
UAAUCAUGGAAACGGCACCCACCUACCCACCCACCCAACCACACUUUUUUUUUUUGUUUUUACCGCUGCAGUGUCUGUUUUACAGUAGCCUGUUUUUGAUCUAUAUGUGCGUUCUGGGCACUGGUUUCAGCCUACUGCUGAAAUUCAAUUUAAUGGGAACCUUCUGGGAACCUGUUGAGAUCCCGGCAUAAACUUUCAAUCAGCGAAUAUUUUAAACAAAGCACUGAAGUAUGAGAACACUUUCAGUGGCUGUAGCUUCAACUCGAAUUCCCGAACUUUUCGAUAUACCUUGCGAUGUGAUUGAAACCAAAGCGGCUACAUCGUGAAUAGGCUAUAGGCUAUAAGUGGGAACAAUGAUCUACAAUGAUUUACAAUAACAGAGAGCCCUGUGUCUGAAACGCCGACGUGGUGAACCAGCUUGCUGCAGCAAAUUGUCGGGACAGGUCGCCAUACUCUUCCAAACGAGGAUGUAUCAAGAAUUUUCUUUCUACUGGUCUGCUGUAUCGUGCUGGCUCCUCGUCGAAUUCACCGCUGCCUUUGAGGUCACAACCCCCCAGUCGGAGGUGGUGGCAGUGCACGGGCGGCCUGCGGUUCUGGGGUGCAGGUACACCCCGAGCCAAAGCCAGAUCCUAGAUGGCCUGGUGGUGACGUGGCAGACAGUGGUCGGCUUGCAGGUGGUGCACAGCUUCUACUAUGGAAAGGAUCAGCUCGAGCGACAGAGGCCCAGCUACAGGAACCGCACCGCGCUCUUCCACUCCGAGCUCCCGAUUGGGAACGCCUCUCUCAGGCUGGUGGACGUGCGCCCCGAGGAUGCGGGACGCUACCUGUGCUCUGUCAGCAGUCUGCAGGGGACAGGCAAGGUGGAGGUACAACUAAAAUUUGCAGCCUUCUAUACAGAGCCCAGGCUCACGGUACAAGUCCAUCCUACCAAUGUCAGUUUCUGGUACGAGAGUGAGGGGUACCCAGAACCAGAGGUCCGAUGGGUCGAUCCUACAGGCCAGAACCUGUCCCAUCACACUGAGGUCUCCCCUUCAGAGGGAGAUGAUGGGCUCUUCUCCCUAAGAACUCGCCUCGAUUUGGACCACAGCUUGGGAGUAAAUUACACCUUCACUCUGAAGAACCAGCUCAUUAACCAAGUCAUUGAGAGGCCAUUGGUUUUCAGCCACGUUGGCUCUGGACACCACUCCAAAUGCCCUCGAGACAGACUGACUAUCCUGGGUCCUGUUUUCUGCGCUGUCUUUCUCUGGAUAUGCACAGCAGUCUUGUUAAAGCGCCACUGGUCCAAGUCGUGAUUUAAUCAUCAGAUCAGUUUCAAAUGUAAACGCUGAAUUUUAGCUGCAGUUUCCUCGCCCCUCAGUAGCACUGCGUGGCCAGUUAUCUCAGCUUGACUUUUAGUGUUGUAACUCAUUAACAUAAAUGCAGCAGAAAGCCCCCUAUGAGGUUGUGCGGUCACCAAAUCUUUCCUGAACACCUUUGCAAUUCUCCCCUCAAUCACCAUUGCACCUGGAAGCUCUACUAAUCUCUGUGAACCUCUACUAUGUUUUCAAAUCCCAUGCGCUGACUGUGGAAGUCACUCAUGUGGUCCGCUCACACCGGUCUUAAAUUCAGCUUAUGUCAGGGAGAGUAGAGCAUCAGUAGUGUAUCCGGUCCAUAACCUGGCACUGCAAGAGAAUGGCAGCUACAGAAAAGAGGGGUGAAAAGGCAAAAGACAGAGUGAUACCAUGCCAGCAUUCUAGGGAGCAGUGAGUCAAGCCACGGAUCCACGGUCAUUCUCUCGAGAUGUAAGAAGAGGAAACCCGCAACCUUAACUGCUAUUUAUUAUCAUUUGUGCCACAUUGUUAUAUGCUGUUGGAGAUUAUGUGUUGAAGUUCAUAU